GUGUGAAGACAAAAUUAAACAUGGAUGAUUUCGUGUUCUGCAGUGUGUCACGUGAUGCUUUGGCUCCACUGAGCGUAAGUCAAAGGUGAAGACUCGUGGGAAGACGUAAACUCUGUUGUGUUUUCACUCACAAACACAUACUGUACGUACUCGUCUUGUCUUCCAGUGGUCAGGAUGAGUUGCUGUCUCCAGUGGUGCGAGAUGAGUUUGUGUCGCUCGCUGCUCGCAGGAUGAAGAAGGUGGCCUUCCCGUCACCUGACAGCGGCACCCCCAUCGCCUCCACAGUGACGCCUGCCCGCUCUCUGCUGAGGAACACUCCGGCUUCACUGUUCAGACAGGCUGUAACUCCCAGAUUUUCAGAUGUUUCCUCCAUCUUGGCUUCAGGAGGUCGAACGCCUCGAUACACACACACACCCAGAAACGCAUUCAGCAGUAUGGAUUUGGACGACAGUGAUUGGACCGCCUCUCCUGUGUCUGUGAUGGAGAACAUCAGCUCCUUCUCAGAAGACCUCACCGACCUCAGCUCGGCGCUACUGAAGGAGGACGACCCUGGAGAGGCUGCGGCCGCCAGUCUCUUCCCAGAGUUCCUCGCAUCCUUCCUGAAACACUCUUCCUCUGCGGUGUUUGAUCUGCUGGAGGACUACCAGACUCUCUGCCAGAAGAAGACGGACGUGCUGCUGUCCGUGGUCCUCAGAGCGGGUCAGAAGAGUAAGGCAGCAGGAGUCUACUGGCUGCUGCAGCAGGAGAACUGCUCCUGGAGACUCAUCACCUCGCUGUACAAGGACCGGGUCCAGUUGGCGCUGGAAGAUGACAUCACAGACAUGGUUGCUCCCAGUGAGAGUGAGAAGGUCGUGGUGGAGCGGCUGUUCCAGCGGGACGCCGUUGUACGUCAGAGUCAGCUGGUUGUUGAUUGGCUGGAGAGCAUCGCCAAGGAUCAGAUCGGAGACUUUUCCGACAACAUAGAAUACUAUGCCAAAAACGUCUGCUGGGAGAACACCCUCCACUCACUGAAGCUGAGGAGGAAGAGCGGCACUGCCUUCACCGUUCCCCUGGUCACUGAACUGGACCCAGAUGCUCCUCUGCGGCAGCAGCGCCCCCUGGCUGACCUGGACAGAGAAGAUGACGCCCGACUGCUGAAGAACCUGUUCACUCUGAUCAGAGCGGGGAUGACUGAGGAGGCUCAGAGGCUUUGUAAGCGCUGUGGUCAGGCCUGGAGAGCUGCAACCCUGGAAGGCUGGAAACUUUACCACGAUCCCAACAUGAACUCAG
This is a messenger RNA of Epinephelus lanceolatus (giant grouper), 1269 nucleotides long. NCBI's taxonomy places the organism in Eukaryota, Metazoa, Chordata, Actinopteri, Perciformes, Serranidae. The record is from RefSeq and is a predicted model, not a curated record.